Molecule: messenger RNA, 178 nt
Organism: Prorocentrum cordatum
Lineage: Eukaryota; Dinophyceae; Prorocentrales; Prorocentraceae
Source: the annotation of a GenBank genome assembly
GCGCCCCUCCAGGAACUCGCGGUGGCCCUCGCCCAGGCCGAACACGCAGGCCUGCAGAGACGCCACCCCGCCAAAGCCGUGGCCCGCGAAGAGCUCGCGGAAGCGCCAGAAGGCGCCAUGCGCGGGACUGGGGCGACCCCUUCCGGAAGUGCUCGGCGCGUCCAGCGGCCACCUGGCG